This is a messenger RNA of Beauveria bassiana ARSEF 2860, 1479 nucleotides long. RefSeq names its product histone H1-binding protein. Lineage: Eukaryota; Fungi; Ascomycota; Sordariomycetes; Hypocreales; Cordycipitaceae. Gene Ontology annotation, molecular function: histone binding. The transcript has 4 exons. Bases 1 to 1479 code for a protein of 492 amino acids. Gene Ontology annotation, cellular component: nucleoplasm. The record is from RefSeq and is a predicted model, not a curated record. Gene Ontology annotation, biological process: DNA replication-dependent chromatin assembly; CENP-A containing chromatin assembly.
AUGGCAGACGCCACAGAGCAAACGCGACCGAAUGCUGACCCUGCUGGUUCUGUCGAGGGCGCGGUUGCGACCGAAGCUGCUGCGGUCGAAGCUAACGCUACCACCACCGUCGCGCCCACGGCUGAUGCAUCAUCGACUGAACAGGUAGAAGCUGACGAAGAGGAUGAAAAAUCCAAAAAGGUCACUUUGGCCGAUUUGUCCGCCAAGGGCAGUGCGCUCUACGCGCACAAGAACUACGAGGAGGCCGCCGAGGUCUUCUCGCGCGCUAGCAAUCUGCAGGCUGAGCUGAAUGGCGAACUCGCCCCCGAGAAUGCCGACAUUCUCUUCCAUUACGGACGCAGCCUGUUCCGAGUUGGCCAAAGCAAGAGCGACGUUCUGGGUGGGCAGGCCGCUGGAGAGUCCAAGAAGUCCAAAGCAAAUGGCAGUGCUGCGCCCAAGGCAAGUUCAUCGAAACUGCCCACUCUGGGUGAGGCUACGACAGAGACGUCCGUCGAGGCCUCCAAGAGCAAGGACAGCGAAGCCGAAAAACCCCUGUUCCAAUUCACCGGAGACGAGAAUCUCGUUGGCUCUGACGACUCUGACGAGGAGGGCGGCGAGGGAUUUGAAGAGGAGGAAGAUGACCUCGCCACUGCAUUCGAGAUUCUCGACCUCGCGCGCGUGUGUUACAUGAAGCAGCUUGCUCAGCUCGAGCAAACCGCCGAUGGCGACAAGGGCAAAGGGACCUCUGGCGAGCUGUCUCCCGCUGAACGUCAUGUCAAGGAACGCCUCGCUGACACGCACGACACCCUUGCCGAGAUCUCGUUGGAGAAUGAACGCUAUCCCAAUGCCAUUGAAGACGGUCGCGUAGCUCUCAACUACAGGCUCGAGCUAUACCCCACAGAGUCGGAGGUUAUUGCCGAAGCUCACUACAAGCUCUCUCUUGCGCUUGAAUUUGCCUCCAUCACCAGCUCUGGUGAUGAGGGUGCCAACUCCAAGCGCGAGGAAAUUGAUCAGGAUCUUCGCGAUGAGGCUGUCAAGGAGAUGGAUUUAGCGAUCAAGAGCUUCAGACUUAAGCUGCAAAGCAAGGAAGUAGAGAUAGCUACCUCCGCUUCUCCCUCCGAUAACGAAAUUCUUCGCAAGGAUGUUGUCGAGAUGAAGGAGCUAAUUGCCGACAUGGAGCAAAGACUUGUCGACCUUCGCAAAAACCCUAUCGACCCCCAGGAGCUUCUAGGCGCCACUGAGGCUAAUGUUCUCGGCGGCCUCUUUGGCGCCGUGCUCGGUGAGACCCCCGAGCAGACGCAGGCGCGUGUUGCCGAAGCCACCAAGGGCGCCGUCGACUUGACGAGCAUGGUGCGCAAGAAGGCCAAGCCCGAAGCUGAGUCGAAUACUGCUCCCGUCCUCGCUGAAUCCUCCGUCAAUGGCAAGCGCAAGGCCGUGGAUGACCUUGUCGAGGCUGGCGGCGAGUCCCCAAAGAAGGCGCGAGUCGAAGAGGAGGCGUAA